This is a messenger RNA of Labeo rohita (rohu), 1832 nucleotides long. RefSeq lists its product as uncharacterized. Lineage: Eukaryota; Metazoa; Chordata; Actinopteri; Cypriniformes; Cyprinidae. Bases 426 to 767 code for a protein of 113 amino acids. The record is from RefSeq and is a predicted model, not a curated record. The transcript is spliced from 6 exons.
GAGCCUCUUCUGGUUGUCAGCUGUCCAUAGUUAAUGUGGUAAACUGAACCUGCAGUUAUGUGCAAUAACAUUAUUAAUGAUUCAGUGUCCAAAACUUUUUGUUCCAACUCGUAUGACUCACGUGAAACCUCAUAUGUGUUUAAUCUUCACAAACCUGUUUUUUACUUAUCAGUUCAUCCUACCAUUUCUAACGUCUGAUGUUGAAAUGCACCAGCAUCCACUGCUGAGACCAGGGUCCCAUUAACCCAAAUUCAUAUCAGCUGCUCAGCACGAGCAAGAAACAUAAAUGUGACACACCCAGAUAUGAAAUUGAAGUUCAGCGUAUAACAGUACAGAUAGACUAAGCUCCACGUUAGACCACAUGCUACUGUGUUAUUGUGCAGUAGAGAGUGCCAUGCAGGAAGGAGAGGAGAGGAAGUGAGGCGAUGGGCUGCACCUCAGCCAAGCAGUUGUCAUCUGUACCCAGUGAUGAAGAGGGCCGGGGUAAGGCCUACAGCAACGGAGAUGCCUUCUCCGAUGAGUACAAACUGAAAGGAGUUGAGAAGGUGAAGUAUAUGCAUGGAGAAGAGGAGCGCACGAACACACGAAACCAAGAGAACUUGGAAAAGAGCACAUUUUUGCACAAGGGCAGGCAUAAAGAUGCCACCGGGAAUAGUAAUAAGAUAAGUAUCCACUCUUCAGAGAGCCAGCAGGAGUUCUUCAGGAUGCUGGAUGAGAAGAUUGAAAAGGGACGGGACUACUGCUCGGAGGACGAGGAUAUGACAUAGCAUGCUGAGACAUUGAGUCAAUCUUGUCCCAAGGCUCCUUAUGAUUGCUUUCCAUGCCUCCUUACCCAAUAAGUAUUAAUCUUCAAGAGCAUGGGGUCAAGUGACACUCAGCCCAGUUAUCCACUCCGUUUACAAUCUACACACUCUCCCAAAUGUCUUAAAGGUCAGUAUUUAAGACUCUUGAGGACUACUAUUCAAACGGUAGGGGGGCAUGGAAAGCCCGUGAUUACUGGGAUUUGGCCCAAGAUUUGAAUGGGAAAGCCAUUUUCAGACUGUUCCUCAAUCCCUUGCCUUACACUACCCAUAAGCCUUCUCCUACUCAUAGACUACAUACAGUGGAGAGAGCCAUGCAGAGAAUCCUGGACUUCGCCCUUCCUUCGUCAUGGACACUACACAUGGUGGACCAGCGGUGAAGAUGAUAUUUCCUAAAGAGGAUUUACUUAUUGAGAGACUUAUGUGAUUCUGUCCAGCUCAUGCUGUUGAAACACAGGAAGUGAAAGCGUAUGAACAGAAACACAAGGCCAUUUCUAGCAUUCCAGUUGUUUUUUUAAUGACGUGAGCAAGUAUUUUUCACCCACAGUGUAUAAUGUAUGUGUCUUUUUGACCUUUUUCUUCGAGUUAUGUUACAACGCUCAGGACAGCAGUGCUGUAUGUAUCAUCACUAGAUUUGUUUGUUAGAUGAGGGCAGUGCAGUUUCUUCAGGGCCGGUCUUGAGGACGUGUUGGGCGGUGGAGAUAGAUCACAGCAUCUAGCCGUGUGUAGAAACACCAGUUACAGUAUCUUAAGGUCAUGUAGUUUUCAGAUACUCAUUUUAUCCUAUAUAACAGGUGGAUAUCAUACGUUCGCUUGACAUUUAUAGUCACUACUCUUGAGUUGAAAACCAGUACAAGUUUCAAAACCAGCCUUCAGAAAGUUUUACAUAGAUGCGUUUUUAUUACCAGGAAGUGCUUCUUCCUUUUACAGUAUGACAGUAAUUUGCCAUAGCCUUAAGCACACAGUGUUUUCUUUUCUGAAUUGAGAGACAACAGUAAGCCAUUAAUUUCUGUAUUUUCACACUAAAGUAAA